Molecule: messenger RNA, 613 nt
Organism: Tyto alba (common barn owl)
Lineage: Eukaryota; Metazoa; Chordata; Aves; Strigiformes; Tytonidae
Gene: CUNH12orf73
Product: chromosome unknown C12orf73 homolog
Exons: 2
Coding region: 157-360 (67 amino acids)
Biological process (GO): mitochondrial respiratory chain complex III assembly
Cellular component (GO): mitochondrion
Source: RefSeq, a predicted model, not a curated record
GGCCUCGGCGUCCCCGCCACCAUCUUGAGGUCGCCCGGGCGGCGGCGGCGGCGCUGCGAGUGGGGGGGUGUGUGGAGGAGAGGGGGGGCGCGGCGCGGCGUGGCGUGGCGUGGCGUGGCGUGGUGUGGUGUGGCAUUCGUGGCCCCCCCUGCGGCCAUGCCCGCCGGCGUGCCUUGGUCCACCUAUCUGAAGACGCUGACGGCCAGCAUGCUGGCCAUGUUCGCCGGCGCUGAGGUCGUGCACAGGUACUACAGGCCUGACCUUAGUAUACCUGAAAUACCUCCUAAGCCUGGAGAACUUAGAACAGAACUGUUGGGUCUAAAAGCACGGUCAAGCAAAGUUCAGACUUCACAACAGUGACUGGAACUUCCGUUGUGAAAACUGGAACUGAUAAAACAUUUGUUCAGUUGUCUCGAUUUGCAGGAAUCCAUGUGAAAUACUGUACUCCCUUAAUGCCACUUUUUGUUUUCUUUAAGCAGAGUUACUGUCAAUAUGAAAAAUAAAUGUGCAAUGAAUACUGUUAAAUACAAUCAGUUAUGUGCCAGAUUUCUUAUGAUUUCUUAACCUUGAUUGCAGUGUAAGUAUCAUUCAGAAUAAAAGAUGUAAACUCACA